AUGGCCUCCAAAACCCUCCCCACAAAAGUAAACCCCACAUCCGUACUCCACACCUCCCUAUCCUCCAGCCCGCCCCUCAUCACCAGCGCAAAGGGAAACCACCUCUACCCAUCCACCGGCCCACCCAUCUUCGAUGCCUCAGGCGGUGCGGCCGUGUCCUGCAUCGGGCACGCGCACCCACGCAUGCUACACGCCAUCUCUGCCCAACUUUCCAAGACCGAAUACACAUUCAGCCCGCACUUCAGCACACCCGCGUACGAAGCACUCGCGCAGUUCCUAGUCGAUAGCACAGGCGGUGUCAUGAGCAAAGUGUUUGUGACGGGAUCUGGGAGCGAGGCAAUCGAAGCCGCAGUCAAAAUGGCACGACAGUACUUUGUAGAGUUGGAAGGGGGAAACACGCAGCGGACCAGGUUCAUCGUCCGGGACAGGAGUUAUCAUGGGAAUACCCUGGGCAGCCUCGGGGUAUCUGGACAUGCGGCCCGGAGACGGAUUUACGAGCCUCUGCUCAUGGAUACGGUAUCUUUUGUUGCUCCCUGCUAUGCCUAUCGCGAUCUGCGCGCCCAAGAGAGCGAGGAGGCAUAUGUGCGGCGGUUGGCCCAGGAGUUGGAUGAAGAGUUUACACGGCUGCCGUGCAAGAGCGUGGCAGCUGUCAUUCUCGAAACCAUGGCUGGUGUCACGCUGGGUGCUGUUGCGCCGCCCCCCGGCUAUCUCGCGGCCAUGAAGACGGUGUGUGAGAGACACGGUGCGCUCUUCAUCCUGGACGAAGUCCUUUGCGGAAUGGGCCGCACCGGAACCCUGCACGCAUGGCAGCAAGAGGGCGUCAGGCCGGAUUUACAAACCGUGGCUAAGGGACUGGGGGCGGGUUAUGCGCCGAUUGGGGCGCUGCUGGUCGGGCGCAAGGUUGUGCGUGUGUUGGAGCGGGGGACGGGUGGGUUUGUCCAUUUCCAGACGUAUCAUGGACACGCGGUGAGUUGUGCGGCGGCGUUGGAGGUGCAGAGUAUCGUCAGGGAUGACAAGUUGCUGCUGAAUUGUAGGCGAAUGGGCUUGCUUUUGGGGGAGAGGUUGAGGUGGAGGUUAGGCAGGCAUGGGAAUGUGGGGGAUAUCAGAGGGAGAGGGUUGGUGUGGGCUAUUGAGCUCGUCGCUAGCAAAGCUACAAAAGCACCCUUCCCAGUGACCGACAAGAUCGCUCCACGAAUCCAUGCAAAGGGACUGCAGGACUUUGGUAUUGCGCUUAUGCCUGGAGGCGGUGUAGCAGAUGGCAUCAAUGGGGAUUUGAUAAUCCUCGCGCCAGCGUAUAAUAUUACCAAGGAGGAUGUGGAGCUGAUGGUAGAUCUGACGGCGAAGGCGAUUGAGAAUGUAUUAGGCGCAACGGAUGAGAUGAACAAAGUGAUUGAGCCGGAGCUACUGGAGCUGUAUAGGACGAUGGUAGAGAAGGACGUCGAUAAACAGAUGUGA
Plenodomus lingam JN3 is the source of this 1455-nucleotide messenger RNA. The record is from RefSeq and is a predicted model, not a curated record. Lineage: Eukaryota; Fungi; Ascomycota; Dothideomycetes; Pleosporales; Leptosphaeriaceae.